AUUAGUUUACGUGGCAGCUCAAAAACACUUUGUUGCCACCUAUACAUCAUGCACUGUCUUCAAAACUUCAACACUACAAGUUUCCUUUCAUUUCACAGGUACUUCUUCUCUGUCUCCUGCAUUUCUCUGUUUCCACACUCUGAUACUGUGAUGAAUUGCUUCCACCAAACAAUGUUAUGGAAGUUUUGAACAUGUAAUUAUUGAGGAAGAUUGCACAACUUACUGAAUAAUGGAACUAAUUUCUGAGCUUUUGACUAGUGUAAUACUCUUGGUGACAAGGGUUUUCACUAUAAUUAAGCUGGUAUGUUUGUUGCCUAUUAGGACUGGGUUAAUUGUGAUUAACACUUGGACAGAGUUGUUUAGGAAUGCAAUAAUCUUCAAUGUGAAUAUAGUAUUGAGAUUUAUCUCAUGGAUGUUUGGGCUUUUCUUCUUACCUGCAAGAUUUGUGAGUUCCAUUGAAAGGGAGAGGCAGCUGGAACGACAACUGCAUCGAAUGCAGACUGAGAUGGAGAGUCUCGAGUGGAAUCAGAAGAAACUUCAAGAACGGUUCCAAAUGACGGUCAAAGAAUGCAAAAUGAUGGAGAUGUUACUGGCUGAGCUUGAGGAGGAGCAUGAUUUGACCAUUGCCAAAAUUGAAGACUUAGAGGGAAAGUUGAGGGAUCAAAUAAAUGAAAAUCGUCGACUCAAAGAAAUUCAAGGAAAACGAUACUGGAACUCGAAAAAUCAAGACAUCAACAACAGCCAAAAGGUUAAUGCUAGCAUUCCUCCUCCUACACGAAAAUCCAGUUAUAGCGAACCUGAAGUUUCCCUUCAGGAACUUCUCACACGCAAAGAUAUCUGGAAAGACGACAGCAAAGCUAGAACCGAACUGCUGAAACUCCUGAAAACAGGCCAAAAAUCUGCGCCUACUAAACCAGAACCGGUCUCAAAGGAUGCAGUAGUAGAAGUGAGUGAAGUACUUGAUCAUCGUCGAGCAGUUGCUAUUUCACGAUCGAUUUUCAGUGCGAUCUUAUCACUUAUUGUAGGAGUGACUGUUUGGGAAGCUGAUGAUCCUUGCAUGCCUCUUGUUGUAGCUCUCUUUGCUGUAGUAGGCAUGUCCUUGAAGAGUGUGGUGCAGUUUUUCUUCAGUAUUAGAAAUAAACCUGCUUCUGAUGCUGUUGCUCUUUUAAGCUUCAAUUGGUUCAUUCUUGGUACUUUAACUUACCCUACACUACCAAGGGUUGCACCUAUGUUGGUUCCACUGGUGUUGCGAUUUGUAGACCAAGCCAUAAUCCGGUUUGGCCUCUUAUCCUUAGUUUGAGAUUGUUUUUUUCUUCUGGUCUAUGUUUUAUUAUGUGCAGUAUAAUGUGAAUUAUGAGUCUCUUUUAUUUUUGGUGUAAAAGUGUAUUAUUCAUACUGCAUGUAAAAUAUGAGGAGUAUGUGUAAUUUACUUGUCUUCUCUUUUUUCAAGCUUCCAGCAAGUAAACAUGGAAACAGCAAGAGAUGGUUAAUAUGUUUUUCUGUUCA
This is a messenger RNA of Vicia villosa (hairy vetch), 1506 nucleotides long. RefSeq lists its product as uncharacterized. Lineage: Eukaryota; Viridiplantae; Streptophyta; Magnoliopsida; Fabales; Fabaceae. Bases 230 to 1300 code for a protein of 356 amino acids. The record is from RefSeq and is a predicted model, not a curated record. The transcript has 4 exons.